AUGCCGGCAACCACGCGGAGUAAGACAAAACAGUCGAGCCUGGACGACUUCCAAACAACCGACACGACCACGGCGUCGCCACCUUUUGAUUCACCGAGGACGAGGAGAGAUGAGUCGCGUUUCUCGAAAUCCGCAGGAUCGAAGCCACGGGCAUCAGCGACCACGACGAAAACAAAGAAAGACUCUGCAUCUGACAAACGCAAACAGCCCACAAAGGGCACAAAGGACGAAGGCCAAGGCCCGCCAUCGGCAAAAAGGCGAAAGCAGAAACAAGAACCGGAGUCCGCGGUGGAACAAGACCAGAGACAAAACCAACUGACCAAAUCCGGCGAAGUCACGUCAGCAUCAAACACCGAGACCUCCGACAGAAAACCCAUCAUCAUCAACCGCGCCCCUGUGCUCCAACUAUGGUCGUCCUGCGUGGCACAUAAGCUAUAUCCACACCUGUCGUGGCCGACAUGCUUCGCCAUUGGGUCCGCGAUAUCGACACUCUGCGCGAUCUCCAAAGGCCGAUCGAUCGGCGUGAUGGAGAAGCCAGACACGGCGGACGAAGAGCUCAAGGAGCACAAAGAAGCCCAGGAGAGACGUGAUGAGGCUGGUGCUGAUGAAGAGAUCUUGGUCAUGGGGUUUCGGCUUAUGAUCAAGAACGGAGACGUGCUGCUCCAGGGCAAACCGCGACACGGGAACGAAGGGCCGCUCAAAGCCAAGUUCGGCGGCGACGAGGACUACAUCCGUGUCAAGGAUGCCAUGGACCAUGCGCUUGCUUCGUGGACAGCCGGCGAAGAGGCCAAGAAGGAGCUCAAUAAGCGGGCCUUCCACAUGUACGAGUCAUUCCGACCUAGUGUGCAGAGUGGGCAAGGCGGCUGGGGACGCAAAGGUGAGUUGAGCAUCGAGAAGAUCAACGAGGUUGUGGAGCGGAAGUAG
Capronia coronata CBS 617.96 is the source of this 924-nucleotide messenger RNA. RefSeq lists its product as uncharacterized. NCBI's taxonomy places the organism in Eukaryota, Fungi, Ascomycota, Eurotiomycetes, Chaetothyriales, Herpotrichiellaceae. The record is from RefSeq and is a predicted model, not a curated record. Bases 1 to 924 code for a protein of 307 amino acids. The transcript has a single exon.